AUGUGACAGACCAGGGUAUGCGCCAGGGUACUGCCAAGGUGCUAGCCAGGGCAGGAAGAUACCUGCAGUACACAUCCUACGAUGGCUUCCACAACUUCACUGCACCUUGGACUGCACUGCAAUGGCCACUGGCACCCCUGUGCCGGGACCGACAUCCUCUCGAGGGCUCUCUAUCGCUGAGCUGAUCCAUCCAGCUACUCCACGGCCUAAACGGACUAAGGCCUUUGAACUGGCCCGCGACGACCGCAUCCGUAUCCGGGCCCUACACGACUUCGGCCACACAUACCGGGAGAUCGCUUCAAAGACCCAGUAUACGGUCCGGCAAAUCGAGUGGGCUUGCAAAGGCCCAGUAACCCCCCAGAAAAAGAAGCCAAGGAAAGGGGCCACUCGAACCCCGCAACGGGAGCAGUUACGGCAAUGGUUGGAGACUGGCCAUAACCGCUACAUCCCAUUGUACCAGCUCCCUGCCCGGAUGCCUCCUCCGCUCCAAGGCUACGGUGAAACGGCUCUUACACGCGCAAUCCACGACCUCGGGUGGCUUCCUUUAUUCGGCCUAAGAAGAUCCACCUUACCGAGGAAGAUCUACACCGUCGCAUUCAGUGGUGCCAGGAACAGUUACGGCUACGGCCACGACCCGAAGACUGGGAGGAUGUGCUCUUUUCUGAUGAGACCUGGGCAGUUAACAACCCGAUGUGGAAGAAACGAGUCCUUAUGGACAAGACCGAUGAUCUGAGCAAAUAUGCCUUGAAGAAAAGGAAGCCGAAAGGCUGGAUGUUCUGGGGUUCGUUGCCGGCCGCCGGAGAGGACCGUUCUUUGUAUGGGAAAAGGAGUAUGGAGGUAUCUGUGCCGACAACUAUAUCCAAUAUAUCCUCCCAUUGGUUGACCGCUUCAACCAGGAACAGCGCAUUGUCUUCCAACAAGAUAAUGCUUCGGCACACAGAGCACGGAAAAGCAAGGCUAGACUCCAAGAACUGGGUAUCGAGGUCCUGCGAUGGCCGCCUAAAAGCCCAGAUCUUGCACCUACAGAGAACGUAUGGCCCUGGAUAAAAGAUUGGAUGGAGUGCUUGCCGGAGGAAGAUAUUCAGGAACUUAAUCCUCUGCAAUUAAGAGGGCUUUUGAUAGAGGGUUGGUCGGCUGUGCCAGAGGAUUGGCUUCUUCGACCGGCACAUACGAUGCCCAGGAGGCUGCAGAUGCGCCUGGAAAACGGAGGGCGGAC
This is a messenger RNA of Parathielavia appendiculata, 1216 nucleotides long. NCBI's taxonomy places the organism in Eukaryota, Fungi, Ascomycota, Sordariomycetes, Sordariales, Chaetomiaceae. The record is from the annotation of a RefSeq genome assembly.